This is a messenger RNA of Zygotorulaspora mrakii, 1827 nucleotides long. Its product is annotated as membrane-bound O-acyltransferase family protein. The transcript has a single exon. Gene Ontology annotation, cellular component: endoplasmic reticulum. The record is from RefSeq and is a predicted model, not a curated record. Gene Ontology annotation, biological process: GPI anchor biosynthetic process. Bases 1 to 1827 code for a protein of 608 amino acids. Lineage: Eukaryota; Fungi; Ascomycota; Saccharomycetes; Saccharomycetales; Saccharomycetaceae.
AUGGAGAAAUUUCUCCAGGAGCUGGAAUGGUUCGUAUCCGUAAGGUCGAUCGAUGCCAGAUUGGAGCCCUCGCCGGAUUUUAAAUCACGUCAGGCAAUUUUGAGAAGCAGCAGCAAUUCCAAACUUUCCAAUAUGAAUGCGGAUGGUGGUAUUGUGAAGGGCAAAUACGGGUUGGCUACUAGACCUGCGCUAUGGCAUACAUGGGAAUUCAGAUUCUACUAUUUGGCGUUUAUUGUGGUCGUACCAUUGAUGUUUCGAGCAGCAUACACAGCCAGUAGCGAAAGUAAUCCAAACUACUACAAAUUCGCUGGCUAUCUAUCAGAUGGUUGGAUUUUUGGAAGAAAAGUCGAUAAUAGUGAUCCUCAAUACAAGUUUUUCAGAGAUAAUAUGCCAUUGCUUGUGGGAUUGAUGCUGAUGCAUACAAUGAUCAAAAAAAUUUCUUGUUACGGGUUUGGAAUCGAUAAGUUAAAAUUUGAUUUUGUAUUCGGUUUUAUUUUCCUAUUCCUUUGUCACGGCGUCAACUCGCUUAGAGUGCUUGCUCAUUUGAUAAUAAUGUUCAGUAUUGCUCAUAUUUUUAAGAGGAAUAGAAGAUUUGCCGUUGCAUCAUCAUGGGCCUAUGGUAUAGCAUCUCUUUUCAUUAAUGACAAAUAUAGAAAUUAUCCAUUCGGAGGUAUUGCUAAAAUAUUAGCUCCGUUGGACAAUGCCUAUAAGGGAAUAAUACCUAGAUGGGACGUUUUCUUUAAUUUCACUUUACUAAGAAUGAUCAGUUAUAAUAUGGAUUUCCUAGAAAGAUGGAGCAAUAGAGUACAAAAUACACAACCAGCUUCAGCUAUGGAGGACGAUGUUCGCCCAGAUUUGAAAAAAAGAUCUUCAACACCUACUUUGGAAACAAUACAUGAAUCUGGUAAAAACUCAAUAUUAGAUGAAAGAUCUAGACUCAUAGCACCACAUCAUAUUCAAGAUUACAAUUUUGCUAAUUACAUCGCAUAUAUCGCCUAUACACCGCUUUUAAUCGCGGGUCCAAUUUUGACAUUUAAUGAUUAUCUGUAUCAAAGUAGAAACACGCUACCGUCAAUCAACAAAAGGCAGAUUGUUUCAUAUGCUAUAAAAUUGGCAGUUUCAAUUCUUACGAUGGAGCUCGUACUGCAUUAUAGCUAUGUCGUAGCGAUAUCCAAAACGAAGGCAUGGACUGGGGACACACCUUUUCAGGUAUCUAUGAUAGGGUUGUUCAAUUUAAACAUCAUAUGGCUCAAGCUUUUGAUUCCAUGGAGGCUUUUUAGAUUAUGGGCGUUUAUUGAUGAAAUUGACGCACCAGAAAACAUGGUUCGUUGCGUUGAUAAUAACUAUAGUGCACUGGCAUUUUGGAGAGCUUGGCACAGAAGUUAUAAUAAAUGGAUCGUACGCUAUAUUUACAUUCCUCUUGGUGGAUCGAGAAGUAGAACCUUGACAUCCCUAGCAGUGUUUUCUUUUGUGGCUAUUUGGCAUGAUAUACAGCUAAAACUUUUGCUAUGGGGUUGGUUGGUUGUCUUAUUUCUUCUUCCCGAAAUGGCCGCAACCCAGUACUUUGCACGCUACAGGAACAAAUCAUGGUACAGACACUUAUGUGCUUUUGGCGCUGUCAUUAAUAUUUCCUUAAUGAUGCUAGCUAAUCUUUACGGAUUUUGCUUGGGUUCAGAUGGAACGAAAAGCUUCUUGAGCGAAAUGCUUGGAACAAGUUCUGGUCUUCAAUUCGUUGGCCUAGCCAGCUGUGCCUUGUUUAUUGCUGUACAAGUCAUGUUUGAAAUAAGAGAACAUGAAAAGAGGCAAGGAAUCAAUUUAAAAUGCUGA